Molecule: messenger RNA, 858 nt
Organism: Rhinichthys klamathensis goyatoka
Lineage: Eukaryota; Metazoa; Chordata; Actinopteri; Cypriniformes; Leuciscidae
Product: vitelline membrane outer layer protein 1-like
Exons: 4
Coding region: 18-653 (211 amino acids)
Source: RefSeq, a predicted model, not a curated record
UCAGGACGGCAUCAAACAUGUCCAGAAUCCUUCCCCUGACGGUGAUUUCUCUGCUGGCUGUUUUCGGGCCGUACGUGAGCACAGAAAGACGCUUCGAGCGCUCGGUCAGCAGACCCGUCCGUUCAGUGCUGAGGGUCCAUAACGGGAUGAGAUGGGGCUCGUGGGGGCAGAAGGAAAUAUGUCCGACUGGAAUGUACGUCACAGGGUUUAGUCUUAAGGUGGCAGGUAUGUGGGAAUCUCUGCUGGUUGGUGAUAACACAGCGCUCAAUGGGAUUCGCCUUCACUGCAUCGACCCGUCCAAACACUCAUCGGGCCCGUACGAGGACUACGCCACAGUUCAAUCCGACGUAGGAAGCUGGGGUAAAUGGACAGAUAUAAAAUGGUGCUCGAAAGGAUUCCUGACAUCUUUUCAGCUGAGAGUGGAACCCUAUCAAGGGACCUGGGACGACACGGCCGCAAACAAUAUCAGGUUCAACUGCAGUGGAAAUGCAGAACUACUGCAAGGAUCUGGCAUGUCGUGGGGCAUCUGGGGCGACUGGAGUGAGACGUGUGGAGGAAAAGGAAUAUGUGGCAUCGAGACGAUGGUGGAGCAACCGCAGGGAGUCGGAGACGACACGGCCCUCAAUGACGUGCGCAUGUUCUGCUGUGAUUGAACUGAAUGGUUUCAGUUUCAGAAAAAAAUAAUUUGGUGGAAUUUUUAAAUACAUCAUCAGUAAACCAUAUCUUCCAGUAGUGCUUAACUGGGUAGAAUGAAUUGAGAAGAUUUUUUAUCAAAAUUAUGAUUUUUUUCCCGCUUCACAUUUAAUGGACGACAAUGAAAACAGCAGAAAAAUCCAAUAUUAAAAGAUAUUGAACAUA